This is a messenger RNA of Danio rerio (zebrafish), 1708 nucleotides long. Lineage: Eukaryota; Metazoa; Chordata; Actinopteri; Cypriniformes; Danionidae. The record is from RefSeq and is a predicted model, not a curated record.
UCUGACACCAUCUACAACAUCUGAAAUUUCAUCUACAACUAGUAUAUCUUCUGGCACAACACCUACUUCAACAGCCACUCCCAAUACUACAACUCCUCUGACACAAUCUACAACAUCAGAAAUGUCAUCUACAACAAGUACAACUUCUGGCACAACUCCUACUUCAACAUUUACAACCACAUCCAUAACUCCUCCGACGCCAUCUACAACAUCAGAAAUAUCCUCUACAACUAGUACUACUACUGGCACAACUCCUACUUCAACAUUUACAACCACAUCCAGUACUAAAACUCCUCUGACACCAUCUACAACAUCAGAAAUGUCAUCUACAACUAGUACAACUACUGGCACAACUUCUACUUCAACAUUUACAACCACAUCCGUUACUACAACUCCAACGCCAUCUACAACAUUAGAAAUAUCUUCUGGCACAACACCUACUUCAACAGCCACUCCCAAUACUACAACUACUAUGACACCAUCUACAGCAACUGAAAUAAAAUCCCCAACUAGUACAACUACUGGCACAACUCCUACUUCAACAAUUACAACCACAUCCAUAACUCCUCCGACGCCAUCUACAACAUCAGAAAUAUCCUCUACAACUAGUACUACUACUGGCACAACUCCUACUUCAACAUUUACAACCACAUCCAUAACUCCUCCGACGCCGUCCACAACAUCAGAAAUAUCAUCUACAACCAGUACAACUACUGGCACAACUCCUACUUCAACAUUUACAACCACAUCCAGUACUACAACUCCUCUGACACCAUCUACAACAUCUGAAAUUUCAUCUACAACUAGUAUAUCUUCUGGCACAACACCUACUUCAACAGCCACUCCCAAUACUACAACUCCUCUGACACAAUCUACAACAUCAGAAAUGUCAUCUACAACAAGUACAACUUCUGGCACAACUCCUACUUCAACAUUUACAACCACAUCCAUAACUCCUCCGACGCCAUCUACAACAUCAGAAAUAUCCUCUACAACUAGUACUACUACUGGCACAACUCCUACUUCAACAUUUACAACCACAUCCAGUACUAAAACUCCUCUGACACCAUCUACAACAUCAGAAAUGUCAUCUACAACUAGUACAACUACUGGCACAACUUCUACUUCAACAUUUACAACCACAUCCGUUACUACAACUCCAACGCCAUCUACAACAUUAGAAAUAUCUUCUGGCACAACACCUACUUCAACAGCCACUCCCAAUACUACAACUACUAUGACACCAUCUACAGCAACUGAAAUAAAAUCCCCAACUAGUACAACUACUGGCACAACUCCUACUUCAACAAUUACAACCACAACCAUUACUACGACUCCUUCGACGCCAUUGACAACAACAACAGAAAUAACAUCCACAAUAACAUCUUCUGGCACAACACCUACCUCAACAGCCACUCCCACAACUACUAUGACACCAUCUACAGCAACUAAAGUAAAAUCUACAACUAGUACAACUCCUCACACAACAUCUGCUUCAACAGCAGUUACAUCGCAUCCACCACCCAUAGUUCGAUGUUAUGAUUGUACAAUCAUAAAUGGAACCGCCAUGCCUGUUCGUCAGAAUUGUCUUCCACCACAAAACAUCACUUGUCAAAAUCACCAACCAAGUGUGCUUUUUGAGGAUGAUCACAAUUGUUGCCCUUAUUACGUCUGUGAUUGUAAGUACGCUCUUCUACUCAAGCUCUAA